This is a messenger RNA of Cheilinus undulatus (humphead wrasse), 2318 nucleotides long. RefSeq names its product protein NipSnap homolog 2-like. Gene Ontology annotation, cellular component: mitochondrion. The record is from RefSeq and is a predicted model, not a curated record. The transcript is spliced from 10 exons. Bases 63 to 911 code for a protein of 282 amino acids. Lineage: Eukaryota; Metazoa; Chordata; Actinopteri; Labriformes; Labridae.
CCUCGGUCUGCUACACCAUCCGUGUUUAACAACCUCCUACUGACAGCAGCGUUCAGGGAAAGAUGGCGACCAUAGUCCUUCACCGAGUGGGUAUAGGCCUGAAACACAUGAGAAAUGGGCUUAAUGCGAACGGACAGAUCACACUAGUAGUAAGGAGCCUCUCAGGCUUCCGUGAAGACAGCUGGUUCAAAUCUCUCUUUGUUCGAAAGGUUGACCCCAGAAAAGACGCUCACUCUCAUCUGCUCGCCAAAAAAGAAGACAACAAUCUCUACAAAAUACAGUUUCACAAUGUCAAGCCUGAGUGCCUUGAUGAUUACAAUGCACUCUGUGAGGAUGUGUUGCCUUCUAUUCACACUGACCCUGAAUACCCCUGUGAGCUUGUGGGAACCUGGAACACCUGGUAUGGAGAGCAGGAUCAGGCAGUUCAUCUGUGGAGAUAUCGUGGAGGAUACCCAGCUCUCACUGAAGUCAUGAACAAGCUCAGACAGAAUAAGACGUUUAUGGACUACAGGAAUGAGAGGGGAAAGAUGCUGCUUUCUCGCAGGAACCAGCUGCUGCUGGAGUUCAGUUUCUGGAAUGAACCCGUCCCUCGUCCAGGACCCAACAUCUAUGAGCUUCGAUCAUACCAACUUAGGCCAGGGACAAUGAUCGAGUGGGGAAAUUACUGGGCGCGUGCUAUUGAAAUCCGCCAGCAGAACCAGGAGGCAGUGGGAGGCUUUUUCUCACAGAUUGGAAGUCUGUACACAGUUCACCAUUUAUGGGCUUAUAAAGAUCUUCAGUCCAGAGAAAACAUCAGAAAUGCGGCGUGGCAGCGUGAAGGCUGGGACGAGGUUGUUUAUUAUACUGUCCCUCUCAUUCAGCACAUGGAAUCUAGAGUAAUGAUUCCCAUGAAGACUUCACCCUUGAAGUAACCAGUGACAAACAGCAGGGGGAACCUCUCAGCAACCCUUGCAAACAUCACUGAUCUGCAGAGAGCAUAACCAGCCGUUGGAGUGUGCACUACCGGGGUUAUCUGCGUAACAUCGGCACGUUUCAGUUUUUUUCCUUUCUUUUUUUCUUUACUUCCGUUUUCUGUGUGGGGUUAGAAUGUCUUACUUCAGCAGAUAAUCAUCAAACUGUAUCUGUUACUGCAGUUACUGUGUUACUGAUCCAUUAAUGCGACUUAUGUAGACAAAAUAUAACUGGACAUGCUCCUCCCUGUCUCUGUCAUGUGAAAGAUCUGAUUUUAAAUGGCUUGCCUUUUUUUUUAAAGAUGAUAUUAAACUGUCAUCAGUUUUUGUUCAGAUGUGAGAAGAGAUGCAACUCUAACAUUUGGCAGCUGUAGUGCUGGUCACAGGGGCUGAAAAUGUCGUCAUAAAAUAUGCUGCAGAAGAAAACUGACAAAAGCCCUGAAAAAAAAACAAAACAAAAGCCCUCUUUGCACUAUCAUUAAUAAGAAGUCAACAAAUGCAUCUCCCUUCAGUUUCUCACAACAAAAAAAUAUGAUUACAGAGCAGUUAGCCUUUAUUAUGAGUUUGAUUUGAGUUAGCAGGUGUUUGUUUGUUUUAGAAAGAGGAGCAUGCAGUUUACAAAUCAGUGUUGUUUUUUAAGUGACAGAUAUAUGGGGACUGUUUUGCAGGUCUAAAUUCGGACCUUAGCUUUGUGUCUGGUAAAGGUCACCGGGUAUUCACUCCUCCAGAAAAUGUCAUUUUACGAUUGUAUGGCUCUAAUCACAGCCAACUGAUAACGAUGUGUAACCCCUGGCUUUAUCAAGGGGAGGAAUAAAAUUAUUUUAAACAAUAAUGUAUUGAAGAGGCACAAAAAUGUAGGUUAACAACCAGUGAAAUGUUAGAACCUACUUAAUUGUUGAUGAAUAGAAUAUUAUUCUGAAGUUGAACUUGCGCUAAUUAUCCUUGUUUGUGUCUCCUUUUUAAAUGUACCAUACCUCCAGAUUUCUUCUAACUUCAGCAUCCUGGGUACACUGUGAUGGAAAUUAUUUUGACUUCAGCACAACUAAUCAGUAUCUGCGUACUACUGUAUGCAGACUAGUGUGGCCUAUCUCUUUUUCAAGUAAUCAGUUGCAACCGGUGAUUGUGCUGCUUGACAUUAAUGGGUUUUUAAAGGUCAGAUUGUAGAUAUACACAGUAGGCUUACUUACCAAACAAAAAAAAUGUGGUGGUCAGUCCUAUAUCUGUAAAGUAAGUGUGGUAUCCUAACCUGUAUUGGUCAACAAAUUGACAGGAGAGGAUUAAUAUCACAAUGUGGUAAAUGCAAAUUGCAGUGCUUUGAUAAAAUUAGUUGUACAUAUUGAAUUAAACUUCUGAUGUAAAUGAAAAAAA